AUGUCCGACCUCGACCAGGCCAUUGCGCAGCUGCGCGCGUGCCGGCUGAUUCCCGAGGAGCAGGUGCGCGAGCUGUGCCACAAGGCGCGCGAGCUGCUGAUCGAGGAGGGCAACGUCGUGCAGGUGACGGCGCCGGUGACCAUCUGCGGCGACAUCCACGGGCAGUUCCACGACCUGAUGGAGCUGUUCCGCGUGGGGGGCGACGUGCCGGACACCAACUACCUGUUCCUGGGCGACUUUGUCGACCGCGGCUUCUACUCCAUCGAGACGUUUCUGCUGCUGCUGUGCCUCAAGGUCCGCUACCCGGACCGCAUGACGCUGAUCCGCGGCAACCACGAGUCGCGCCAGAUCACGACCGUCUACGGCUUCUACGACGAGUGCCUGCGCAAGUACGGCAGCGCCAACGUGUGGCGCUACUGCUGCGACGUGUUUGACUACCUGGCGCUGGCGGCCAUUGUCAUGGGCGUGUCCAACACGCUGGGCCCGGCCAACGCGUCCGUGACGGAGCAGGAGUACAUUGACGAGGAGGUCGAGAUCGAGGUGUGCAACUCGGACGGCGACAUUGUCAGCCGCUUCCAGCGGCGCGAGCGCGCGGGCGGCGCCUCGGCGCAGCUGCAGCAGCACCAGCAGCAGAUGCUGCACCAGCAGCUCGUGGCGGCCGCGAACCAGAACGUGCCCCUGAACGGGCCCAACGGCCUGCCCAUGGGCAACUACGUGCCGGCCACGACCGCGACCGCGCCCCAGCCGGCGCCGCUGCCGUCGUCGCUGCCGUUGGCGUCGUCGUCGACCAACGGCGCGACGGCGAGGAGCGCCUACGGCAAGACGGGCCCGCCGGGGUCGGGCGCGUCCGGCGCGAGCACGGGCUCCGUGGGCAACCCGGCCGGCGCCGUGCUGUGCGUGCACGGCGGCCUCAGCCCGCUCGUGGACACCAUCGACAAGAUCCGCGUGCUCGACCGCAAGCAGGAGGUGCCGCACGAGGGCGCCAUGUGCGACCUGCUGUGGUCCGACCCGGACGAGAUCGACGGCUGGGGCCUGAGCCCGCGCGGCGCCGGCUUCCUGUUCGGCUCCAACAUCGUCAAGGCCUUCAACCACCGCAACGACAUCUCGCUCGUGGCGCGCGCGCACCAGCUCGUCAUGGAAGGGUUCAAGGAGAUGUUUGACGGCACGAUUGUCACCGUCUGGUCCGCGCCCAACUACUGCUACCGUUGCGGCAACAUUGCCGCGCUCCUCGAGCUGUCCGAGGACGCGUCCGGCCUGGGCUCCUUUGGCCGCAGCAACGGCGACGCCAUGCGCAGCGCCGAGGCCACGCAGCGGGGCACCCUCGAAGAGGCCGAGCUGUGGCAGGGCAACGGCCCCGGCCGGCGGUACCGCGUGUUUGCGGCGGCGCCGCAGGACUCGCGCGGCAUGCCGGCGAAGAAGCCGGUGGCUGACUACUUUUUGUGA
Sporothrix brasiliensis 5110 is the source of this 1443-nucleotide messenger RNA. RefSeq names its product protein phosphatase. Gene Ontology annotation, cellular component: nucleus; cytoplasm. Bases 1 to 1443 code for a protein of 480 amino acids. The transcript has a single exon. Gene Ontology annotation, biological process: double-strand break repair via homologous recombination; peptidyl-serine dephosphorylation. NCBI's taxonomy places the organism in Eukaryota, Fungi, Ascomycota, Sordariomycetes, Ophiostomatales, Ophiostomataceae. Gene Ontology annotation, molecular function: protein serine/threonine phosphatase activity. The record is from RefSeq and is a predicted model, not a curated record.